Hordeum vulgare subsp. vulgare (domesticated barley) is the source of this 1505-nucleotide messenger RNA. Its product is annotated as aldo-keto reductase family 4 member C10-like. Bases 224 to 1159 code for a protein of 311 amino acids. Gene Ontology annotation, cellular component: cytosol. The record is from RefSeq and is a predicted model, not a curated record. NCBI's taxonomy places the organism in Eukaryota, Viridiplantae, Streptophyta, Magnoliopsida, Poales, Poaceae. The transcript is spliced from 7 exons. Gene Ontology annotation, molecular function: aldose reductase (NADPH) activity.
UCCACAACCGCGGCUGGUUCAUCCCGCCACUCGGCAGCACCAACCUCAUACUCAUACUCGACGACCGCCACCACCACCAAGCACCGGGACAGCCGUGCCGACGGCACCCGCUGCCUAUAAAGCGCCGCGCACCAACAUCCCGUCCCGUUUCCGAUUCGUCCCCGUCCCCUUCCUUCCAGCGCCGUCUCCGAGACCGUGGCUGUGCGUGCGCCCGUGAGCGGGGAUGGCGACGCACUUCGUGCUCAACACCGGCGCCAAGAUCCCCUCCGUCGGGCUCGGCACAUGGCAGUCCGACCCCGGCGUCGUCGGGGAGGCCGUCUACGCCGCCGUCAAGGCGGGAUACCGGCACAUCGACUGCGCCAGAGCCUACAACAACGAGAAGGAGGUCGGUUUGGCUCUGAAGAAACUAUUUGAUGAGGGUGUAGUCAAGCGCGAAGAUCUGUUUAUCACCUCUAAGCUAUGGUGUGGUCAUCAUGCCCCAGAAGAUGUGCCCGAGGCACUUGGGGAUUCCCUCAGUGACUUGCAGCUUGAGUACUUGGAUCUUUACCUUAUCCAUUGGCCAUUUAAAAUCAAGAAGGGAACAAGCAUUGGCAACCCUGAAAACUUCUUACCACCUGACAUACCAGCUACAUGGGGAGCAAUGGAGAAGUUGCAUGAUGCUGGCAAGGCUCGUGCAAUUGGUGUGAGUAACUUCUCAUCGAAGAAAUUGGGUGACUUGCUUGCUGUAGCUCGCGUACCUCCGGCUGUUGACCAGGUGGAGUGCCAUCCUAGUUGGCAGCAAUCUAAACUCCAUAGCUUUUGUCAGUCGGCUGGUGUUCAUCUCUCUGCGUACUCACCACUAGGUUCACCUGGUUCAACAUGGAUGAAUGGUAAUGUCCUCAAAGAACCAGUCGUCCUCUCAAUUGCUGAGAAGCUCGGCAAAACUCCUGCACAAGUGGCGUUGCGCUGGAACAUUCAGAUGGGUCACAGUGUACUCCCAAAGAGUGUGAGUGAAGAACGGAUAAAGCAGAACCUUGACGUUUAUGACUGGUCUAUUCCAGAAGACUUGCUUGCAAAGUUCUCUGAGAUUAAGCAGGGUAGGCUGCUCAUGGGCAACUUCAUCGUCAACAAAGACAGCGUUUACAAGACCCACGACGAGCUGUGGGACGGCGAAAUCUAGGACUGCUCCCGGUCGUGGCCGGUUCCGCCGCCCCAGACCAGAGAGCAGGGCGCCCUGCUAGCGUCAGUCACUUGUUAUGUAUCGCCGACCAACCUACGCGCUUAAGGAAUGUAAUACUAGAAUGAUUCAGCGCCCCCUGGGGCUGGGGGUCUGGGGGCUCUUGGGUGGACUGCUGCAUGGAUCGCUCGUGCAGUGAUGUAAUUUCUGCUAGUACUGUCUUGCCGAUGGAGGCAUGAAUUUAUCCUGUAGCUCUUCCAGCCACUGGUUUUUUUUUUUUUUUGUUUCUUCUGUACGGAACGGAUCGUCCAUCACAUGCUAAUAAAAAUGGGGCCUUUUCGUUUGUUUA